Molecule: messenger RNA, 512 nt
Organism: Exaiptasia diaphana
Lineage: Eukaryota; Metazoa; Cnidaria; Anthozoa; Actiniaria; Aiptasiidae
Exons: 2
Coding region: 114-512 (132 amino acids)
Source: RefSeq, a predicted model, not a curated record
CUUCCGCUUUUCGUAGACGACUGCCGCUUGCAAGGGAGCACACUGUUGCUAGCCUUGUUUUUCUGAGUUUAUAGGCCCAGAUGGCCGCUAGGUUUCAUUAAGAUGCUGGAAAAAUGUUAUCCAUGUUAAAAAAGAAAGAAUCCAAGAAAAACCGAGUGAAGAAAGAGGAAGCAUCUAAUGGUUCAAGUUCUCAUAGUGCUAGUAAAAAUGUCUCCUUAAAACAUGAACAACAGCAUAACAACCCAGGMAGAGACAAGCGAGAAUUAAAACCACAUGGACAGCUAACCAAUGAACAACAAGCUGAUGGCUUAAAGAAUAUAUCAACACAAUGCAGACAAGASGGUGCUAGUAACACAGUUGGUGAUGUCAAUUACCCUUCUUUACCAAAAAAGCCAGAUACAAGAUGCACUGUGGUACCCCCUGGACAAUCUGGUAUURCAGGGGCAGCAGCAUUACCACAAAGUAAGGAUUAUCUAUAUCUACACUUCGGCCAUUUAUUAUUUGUGAUGUGA